Molecule: messenger RNA, 1600 nt
Organism: Stylophora pistillata
Lineage: Eukaryota; Metazoa; Cnidaria; Anthozoa; Scleractinia; Pocilloporidae
Source: RefSeq, a predicted model, not a curated record
AUGCCAGGAAACUUUUCUGAUGCCGACCAAUGCCGACAGUUAGAAUUUACGCCUGAAAAGGCACUUGAUGGCAGGCAUCUUAUAAACCAUGUGAUCCGCAUCGUUGAAGUCAUGACAAUGAAGUUCUGUGAGAACAUGUGUUAUAUGGAGCCAGACUGUGUCAGCAUUAAUCUUGAUAAACGAGUUGGUGGAAAUGGAGGGUACAACUGUGAAUUGAUUAAUGUUACUCACGAAGGACACGAACGUAAACUGAAGAAGAAAGACCAUUAUUUUUAUCAUGCAGCUGAGAUAUCGAUGAGUGUCCUGCAGGAACUCAAGAAUGCAGUGAAAAUGCCGUUUGCAACAAUACCAAAGGUUCCUAUAACAGUUCAUGUAAACCUGGAUAUUCUGGAGAUGGAUGGACAUGCAAAGUCGGCUGCUUUUAAUUUCACAGAUGUAGACGAGUGCAGUAACGGAACAUCCAACGGUACUGCUGACGCUGUGUUCAACAAUACCAAGGGACCGAAUCGCUGCAAAUGCAAACCAGGAUUUACUGGAGAUGAAAGGACUUGCAAAGGAACCCAAGACUGCAGUGAGAAUGCUGUUUGCAAUAAUAGCAAGGGUUCCUACAACUGUUCAUGUAAACCUGGAUAUUCUAGAGAUGGACGAACUUGCAAAGAUAGAAUCGAGUGCGCUGACGGAAAAUCUAGCUGUAGUGCAGAUGCUGUGUGCAACAAUACCAAGAGAUGGUAUCGCUGCAGAUGCAAACCAGAAUUUUUACAGGAGAUGGACGGACUUGCAUUGAUAUCAACGAAUGUGCUUCAGGGACACAAACCUGUAGUGCUGAUGCAGUGUGCAACAAUACCAAGGGAUCGUACAACUGUACAUGCAAGCCAGGAUACUACAGAGAUGGAAAUAUCUGCCGUUCGGGUAAUAUUUUUCCUGCGAUCCAAAAAGAGUGGUGAGGUUGCCCUUUACUUAGACUCAAAGCCAAUUUCUGUUUUUUGUCACCUGGGAGACUUUGGAUGCGGAGAUGGAGGAUGGACGCCGGUCAUGAUGAUCAAUGGUAAUAAGAGUACUUUCCAUUACGUUUACCAAUUUUGGAGGAACAGAAGUUCUUACAACCUUCUAGGAGGGAAGACUGGCUUUGACUUUCAAGAGACAAAGUUAUCGACUUACUGGGACACAUCCUUCUCCAACAUCUGUCUCGGCAUGAAGAUCGGCAAUUACCUCAGAUUCAUUGUCAUCAACAAGCAUGCCGACUCUCUCCACUCUCUCAUCGCUGAUGGAGAAUACCGCGCCACCUUACUUGGUCGUAAAAAUUGGGAGGUAUUGAUUGGCUCACAGGCAUCGUUGCAGCCGCACUGCAACAAGGAAGGAUUCAAUGCAGUGGGAGGCCAACUUCGUCAAUCCAAAGCAAGAAUCGGCAUCACUGCUAACCAGCAGAACGACUGCUCUUCUUGUGACUCCAGGAUUGGUUUUGGCACAGGAGGUCUGCAUGAUGACUCCAAUACUUGUGGAAACGAGGCAACACACCAGCCUGAUAAUGGAGAAAAGCACAUCAAAGCCAUGGGGUACAUCCUGGUUCAGUGACGGGGGACACAGCUAGAUUCCUAACUCU